This is a messenger RNA of Thyridium curvatum, 1788 nucleotides long. RefSeq lists its product as uncharacterized. Gene Ontology annotation, cellular component: Golgi membrane; endoplasmic reticulum. Gene Ontology annotation, molecular function: calcium ion binding; mannosyl-oligosaccharide 1,2-alpha-mannosidase activity. Gene Ontology annotation, biological process: carbohydrate metabolic process; N-glycan processing. Lineage: Eukaryota; Fungi; Ascomycota; Sordariomycetes; Thyridiales; Thyridiaceae. The coding region runs from base 1 to 1788 and encodes 595 amino acids. The transcript is spliced from 3 exons. The record is from RefSeq and is a predicted model, not a curated record.
AUGAUCACGCUACCUAGGCCCGGUCCCCUCAUCUCCCUCCUCCUCGCCGCGGGCACCAUCGUGCUACUACUCUACAGCAGCCGUGGCAGGGGCGAUGUCCUGAGCCCAGUGCCGCCUUUUGCAGGCGACUUGCGUCCGCAUGACGGUUCUUUUCGCUGGUCCGAAGUUCCUCUCCAGUAUCCGAUCGCCAGACAGUCGAUGAGAGCAGUGCCCACGGCUGCCCCGCGAGCGAUACCAAGGAUACAGCACCAGUUUGGCAAGGAGCAGCCCGCAGCCCGGGCCACACGGCUGGCACGACGGGAAGCGGUCAAGGGCAAUUUCACGCAUGCUUGGCAGGGUUACAAGCAGCACGCAUGGAUGAGAGACGAGGUCAAGCCACUGUCCGGGGGUGGACAGGAUACCUUUGGCGGCUGGGCCGCAACGUUGGUAGAUGCACUCGAUACCCUCUGGCUCAUGGGUCUGCACGAUGACUUUGACCAAGCUGUCAAAGCCGUUGGUCAAAUCGACUUCUCCGACAGCAACCACGAGGAGAUCAACGUAUUCGAGACCACGAUCCGCUACCUCGGAGGCUUCUUGGCCGCGUACGACUUGUCGAAAGGGAAAUAUCCGAAUCUCCUUCGGAAAGCUGUCGAGCUCGGUGACAUGCUGUAUGUCGCCUUUGACACGCCGAAUCAUAUGCCAGUCACUCGAUGGAAGUUCAAGCAGUCAAAGACUGGCGCUAAGCUCGUCGCUUCUGAAAGCAUAUUGAUAGCCGAGCUGGGGUCCUUGACGCUCGAGUUUACACGACUGAGCCAACUUUCUGGAGACCCCAAGUACUUCGAUGCGGUACAGCGGGUCAUGGAUGCUUGCGCAGACGCACAAGACCGGACAAAGAUUCCGGGUCUCUGGCCCGUUGCAGUCAAUGCAAAGACAAUGGACCUGACCAGCUAUGGUGGCUUUACCAUUGGCGGAAUGGCUGACUCUACAUAUGAAUAUCUCCCAAAGCAAUAUCUUCUCCUCGGCGGAGCUUCGCAGCAGUACCGGGAUAUGUACGUCAAGGCACUUGCUGCUAUGAAGCGGAACAUAUUCUAUCGGCCACGAACCGAGGCUGGCCUGGACAUUCUUCUGCCCGGCGACGUCUCGUCUGACGGCAAGACACAUCCUUCUCUUUUGGAGACUGAACCAAAAGCCCAGCACCUGGGCUGUUUUGCUGGCGGAAUGGUCGGCCUCGCGGCUCGCGCGUUUGACCUGCCCAACGACCUCCUAGUAGCACGCCAGUUGGUCGAGGGUUGUCUCUGGGGAUACGAGAACAGCCCGUCUGGCAUGAUGCCCGAGAUCAUUCGAACGACCAAGUGUCCGUCAACGGGCGGCUGUGAGUGGGACCAGGCUGCGUGGCACAAUGAAGUUGCCGCGGCACAUGAGCGAUCCUCUGGUGGCGAGCAAAUCGCUCUGGAGAGGAGGUUAAAGCCUGGCUUCACCAAGGUCCAUGACGGACGCUACAUCCUGCGGCCCGAGGCGAUCGAGAGUAUUUUCAUUCUAUACCGGCUGACGGGCGACACCACCCUGAUGGACCGGGCCUGGGCCAUGUUUGAAACCAUCGCGAAGGCCACGACUACCGACAUUGCGCACGCUGCGUUGGAUGACUGUACCAAGGAACACCCAGAGACCACCCGAGCCGAUCGCAUGGAGAGCUUCUGGUUGGCAGAGACGCUAAAGUACUUUUACCUGAUUUUUGAUUCACCGGACGUUAUGAGCUUGGAUGAGUACGUUCUCAACACGGAGGCUCACCCUCUGCGUCGUCCACAAUAA